CGAAUUUACUGUUUAAAUGAAAAAACGUAUUUCUAAUUGAGAUUAACAAUAUUCCAUUGUUGUAUUCAAGUGUAUGUGCCGCGGAUCUUAAGUGGAUGGCCUCUUGCCCGGUCAUCGAUUUCGGGAAAAGAUUACUGUGGAAUGAUGCGUGAGGGUUGGAAAUUGUGGAGCAACAGCUCAGAGGGUCACAGCAGCGAUCCCGAAGAGGAGGAUGAAGAAGAGAUGGCGUUCAGAGAGAUUGAGGAAGACUCCGAGGAGAUGAUGGACUUAAGUGAUCUACCUACAGCUCUGUUUGCCUGUACCGUGCAUGAGGCCGUGUUCGAGGAGGACAGGCAGAGGGAGCGGUUUGAGGCUCUGUUCAGGAUCUAUGAUGAUCAGACGACCUUCCAGAUGUUCAAGAGUUUCAGAAGAGUUCGGAUCAGCUUUAGUACUCCAGAGGCUGCUGCACGCGCACGCAUCGAGCUCCAUGAAUCCGAUUUCAGCGGCACUAAACUAAAACUGUACUUCGCACAGGUGCAGAAUUCAGGGGACGAUGUGGACAAGACAUACCUUGCCCCACCUCAACCUGUCAAGCAGUUCCUCAUCUCUCCACCUGCAUCCCCACCUGUGGGAUGGAGCCAGAGUGAAGAUGCCACACCAGUGACCAACUACGACCUGCUGUGUGCUGUGGCCAAACUGGGACCAGGUGAGAAGUACGAGCUGCAUGCGGGUACAGAGUCCACUCCUAGCGUGGUGGUCCAUGUGUGUGAGAGCGAAAAUGAGGAUGAGGAAGAAGCCCAGCCAAAAACCAAGAUUGUCCAGACCAGACGCCCCGACGGUCCCCCGAAAGUCUACAACUAAAACCUUUGGCACACUUUACACAUUUUUCUCUCUCUGUGUGUCUCUUUCUCUCAUCCAGGGAAAGGCACGCUUUAUUUCAAUAACAAAAAAAGCUAAACUAAGAAAUGGAUGGAUUUGGAGGGGUGCUCUGUGCACAGGUGACGUGUGGUGUUCUGAACUGGACUCGUGGACUGAACACACUGUCUCACUGCUGCCUCACGGGACAGCCAGGGGGCGAUGAGCUUGCAACCCCCCUCUCACAAUCAUAACACUUUCAUUCUCUCAUUUAAAGUCAUUGUACUGUCGCAUUGAAGAGCAGUAAUUGUCUUUAACAGUCGUAGAAGUAGGUUACAUGUAAACUUUGUUACUGUUUGUCACUUUGAUUGAUCAUCAAAGAAAAUAAUGCUUUAAAAAAGGAAGCAGACCCAUUCUGCUUUUUCUGUUUCUCUCUCGACAGCCGUGUCCGCGUUUAUCUCCAUAUCAGUCAGGUUGGCACACCUGCAGAGGUGGCGCUGCUCGCUGGGAUUGUGACGUGUGCGUAUUUAUGCCUGUUCAUACCAUGCUAGAAUGGGAUGACAAGUUGUUUAAUGGAAAUGGUAAGAACGAAGGUGUCGACUGAAGUGUUUCUGUCAUGUUGGUUAUGACGAGAGGGUGUUUACUAAGUUAGAUGUGUAUUAUUUUUACUGUGUAUUUGAUAGCACACAUUUUUGCAUGCUAACUGGCGUAUUUUACACUCUAUGUUAAAGCAACUUGUGAUUGUCCUUGGAAAGCAAAGAAACAGUUGUCAGGCGUAAAGUUCAACGUUUUGUACUUGUAUAGCACAUCAUUCACUUGCAGGCCAGACAAACAAUUAGGAAAAAGCACAUGGUUUGGGUCUUAGUUUUACACCAUUUCUGUUUGGCGUGCUUCUGCACCACUUGCAUUGGGGUUUUUUUGCAAGGUUUUUCAUAUCUUCAUAGAUUUACUGAAUCUACAUUGACAUGCUCAAUUUUCGAAAUGAAAAACAAUGUGCCAAGCGACUUGGCCCAGAACCACUGUGUCAACGCUUGACUACUGUCAUAUCAAUGUUAAUUAAGUUGUGUAUUUUGCAUUGACAGAUCAAAUCAUAAAAUCCGAAAAAUGAAAAUUCUGUCAUCAUUUACUCAUUUACUUUCAAACCUGUAUGACGUUCUUUCUUCUGCAGAACAUAAGUUAUUUUGAAGAAUCUUGGCAACCAAACCGUUUUGGUGCCUUUUGACUUAUAUUGUAUGGAAAUUUCUUCUCUUAUCCCAGUUCUUUUGUGUCUCGCAAAAUCCUAAUUUUUUAUUUUUUUGGUUUAUAAAC
Molecule: messenger RNA, 2142 nt
Organism: Sinocyclocheilus grahami
Lineage: Eukaryota; Metazoa; Chordata; Actinopteri; Cypriniformes; Cyprinidae
Gene: rcan3
Product: regulator of calcineurin 3
Exons: 5
Coding region: 142-840 (232 amino acids)
Biological process (GO): calcium-mediated signaling
Cellular component (GO): nucleus; cytoplasm
Molecular function (GO): nucleic acid binding; calcium-dependent protein serine/threonine phosphatase regulator activity
Source: RefSeq, a predicted model, not a curated record